GAGCAUGAAGAUCUCCCAGGCGUCACUGCAGAGCUUUUAGAUGCAGUGAUGAGGGAGUCUGGUCGUCUGCUGCCAUCUAGCGGCGAUGGCUGCAACGACAACGCGAGUGCGAGCUAAUGAAGCACACCUGUUGGUCUGUAAUGUAUAUGGCUGGUGACUGGGCUCGUGUUGCUCAGUCGCCUGACAUCAAGCCUUUGCUUUGAUAACACUGACAAUAUUAGUCUAGAAUGAUGAAGACAAGGGUGAUAAAAGGACAACAGUCACAACUGCAGGCUGUGCGCAUCUGAGAAGCAGGCUGACAUGUGGUUAUUAGAUGGAAAAUGCUGUCAAACUCGAAGUAGUCCACGUUGAUUGACACGUCAAACCACCUGUGCAUUCACAGACAACGCGAAACCUCAGCUGAGAUCAGCGAAUUCUCUAAAAUUCACCCCCUAUGUGCUCUGGGAUGAAAUGUCGCAGAUAAGUCAGACCACGCCAUCAAAUCUGACUGAAGGUUACCCCGUGACAAAUCUGACUUUAGUCGUCCUCCUGCUCAUACCCUGUGUGGUGAUUCUGCUUCUGCUCAACUGCCUCUUCCUGGGUUACAAGUUGCUGAUCCUGUCAAAGAGCAACAACAGGCGGAAGCGCGAGGACACGGAGGAGAUGCUUUUGCAUUCCACCCUGCAGAGAGUCACGGCCUUCCCCCCGCUGCACGACGGGAGGAGAGCUUACAUGUCCGUGUCGGAGCCCGUCCUGCCGCAUCCCGUCACUUCUUCCAGGGCUUCGUCCAGGGAGAGGGCCGGGGUGGAUCACAGGAUCCGGCUCCUGAGGCCAGACGGUGCCACCGGCUCAGGGUCCCUCAGGGCACCCAGCACCAUCCGGGCCACUUCCUCUGCAGCCGGUUUCACCCCAAGAAGGCUUGACCUGCCCUCCGGGUCACGGACACACAGCGCGAGCAAAGCGGGAUGGUGUAGAAGCGCGCCGGUUUUACCGCAGUCCAGUGAUUCAGAGGCUGAAACCAGAGUGAACCUUGUCCCGCCAAACUCUCCCACGGAGACAGAGCAUGUGGGUUACAUUCGUCGGAGCAGUACUUACGAGAUGCUGACAGAUGUGAACCCAGGUGUUGCAGUGCAUGUGUUUGACAAGGCAGACGUGGAGUGUGAGUACGCCAACCCUUCCUCAGAGACGUCUGGCCUGAACGCAUCUGCAGUGGGCCCCGGACUCGACAGCGACUUUGGUGCGAGUGCAGGUGUCUCCCUGCGGAUUUUAUCAGCAGACAGUGACGGCCUGUCCAACGGUGUGCUCGCUUCAGCUCUGGAGUGGGAUUAUUACGACCCCUGCUAUGUCAAACAGAAUAAUGUACCCAAACAUAAACACCACAGGCCUGCAAUGCACAUUAAACAGUACUGGGUGUAAUAUGAUUAGUAGUUUUAAUAUUUAUUUUUAGUACUUAUAUAUUUAAUUUUAUUUAAAUAACUUAUUUACAUUUUCUUUUUUGGAAAGACACAUACAGCUUUUUAUGUGUUUAGAUUGUCUCACUAAUAUUCACUAUGACUUUACACUAGUUUGAAUUGACUUUUUCUUUUAAUUAUGAAUGCACUCUGUCACUGAAGUUGUUCAAACUGUGAAACAUUUACCACACCUUCACUUACAUUACUGUGAAAUGUUUAUUGUGCACUUUUCACUUAAGUUAAUGUUAAUUAUUGCCACUAAUGUUACUACACAGCUGUUUGGCCAGUUCAUAUUUCAUUAUUUUAUGUUUCAUAAACAUUCACAUCAAGAUUUAUACUCACUGGUAUUGUUUGAUAUGUUUUUGAUUCACUCUGACCAAUAAAGGCUCAUUUAGAAUUUCAUGAAGUGCCUAUUGAUUACUUGUAUCUUUCCAAUGAAAUCAAUCAAUAAAUCAAUCAGAACAUUAAGAACUGUAAAUUACAUACACAGCUGCCUAUUCCAUCAAAUUUACUCUAUUGUGGGAUGAUUUUUCUUAUUUAGACAUUUGUCAUGUACUGCUCCUCACCAGCAGGCAGCACUGUAGUGUCACAGAUGUCUGAGAAUGACCUCAGACAUUUACUUAAGUACGCAAUUUCAGACAUGACGAUCAAAAAUGGAAGGGAAAAACAAAUUUCUAUCAAACAGGCUUCUGACUGACACAUAAGACAUUUUUAGUUUUGAUGGCCUGAGAUGCUUUCAUCAAAGGCUGGAAGACAUAGCACCAAAAACAGCACCACCUCAUCAUCAAUAUUUUAAUUAUUCUACACAAAGGACAGACAGGAAAAUAGUUCAGAAGUGUGGCUGUGAACUACACAUAAGCAUUGGUUUCAGUAUUUUUACUGUGCUGUUAUAUGAUCAGCACAAACUGCAAAUUGAGGUGUGAGACAAUAUCAAGUGACCCAACAACAGUGCCCCCAACACCGAAAGAAGUGAUAAAGUCAGUUGGAAUACUUUAUUCUCAGUUAAGAGAUAUCUGUACAUUAAAGAUCAAGUGCCACUUGAAUUUUUUCGUAGUUCAAGUCAUAGAAAGUAUAACUGACGCUGCACUAUGCAAACAUGAACACAACCAGACUGUAAAGAA
Messenger RNA from Lates calcarifer (barramundi perch), 2551 nucleotides. It is a transcript of the gene hwa, whose product is annotated as huluwa. Bases 451 to 1395 code for a protein of 314 amino acids. The transcript is spliced from 3 exons. Lineage: Eukaryota; Metazoa; Chordata; Actinopteri; Centropomidae. The record is from RefSeq and is a predicted model, not a curated record.